Molecule: messenger RNA, 2439 nt
Organism: Nothobranchius furzeri (turquoise killifish)
Lineage: Eukaryota; Metazoa; Chordata; Actinopteri; Cyprinodontiformes; Nothobranchiidae
Product: proline-rich protein 5
Biological process (GO): TORC2 signaling
Cellular component (GO): TORC2 complex
Source: RefSeq, a predicted model, not a curated record
GGUAACCCUAAGGGGUUUGAAUGAAGGCAACUGGACUUCUUUGGUUUCUUGAAGAUGUUUUGCUUCUCAUCUGAGGAGCUUUGUCAAUUCUGACUGGAAUAUGGGAGGGUCAAGCUUAUAAACUGUAGCAACUAUUGUUGCUCAAAGAGCUGAAACUACUUGUGAAUAACCCUCGAUGAGUCAUUAGCCUCUAUUGUGUGAGAGUCAUUGUAUUGAUAAGAUGCAGGAGGGUCUCUGCACAUAUUACUGUAAUAAGUGUUGUAAGUGCUCCCUGCCGUAAAACACUCAAGAGUGCCAAACACCAGAUAUGACAAUGUAUUUAUUUAUAAACUUACUGUGUAUGACUUGGUUUCGCUAGUCGUCUGGCGCUGAUCCCUAACUGGCAACAACUUUGAAACUCAGCCUCUCGGUUUCACGCUGCUCACUUCCUCCCUCCUGCGCGCGGACAGCACAGCGCUGGAGCUCACGCGACGAACCUUCCGUGCGCAACUUCCUCACCGCGAAGAAGCUCGUAACCCUGACAGAAACACUUGUGAGCCUUGUGACGGUAACACUCGGGAGUACACCUGCUGUGAAAGUGAGCGAAGAGGCGACCAAGAAAUGCUGCUUCGCUGGUUACAGUCACACAGCGGUUGUUAGCCAUCUGUCGGGGCUAGCAUGGACAGAGAGGGUUCAUUUAGGAGGAGCCUUCACAGCAGACUGAGGUUAGGCACCAGCUCGUCCUCCAGCCUGACUGACCUCACGCAGGUGAAAAGUCACACAGGGGGAGGAGGAGAGAAGGGAGGAGCAGCUGGAGGGCUGGCGGAGGAGGUAAGCCGGGACAAAGGGACCCAGCAGAGAAGAGCCGGUGCUAACGCCACCUGGAACAGCAUCUACAAUGCAGUGAUUUCAGUUUUCCAGAGGAAGGACCUGGGAGAAAAUGAGCUUUACACUCUGAACGAAGGUGUCAGGCAGCUGCUGAAAACAGAGCUGGGCUCAUUUUUUACAGAGUACCUCCAGAACCAGCUGCUCACCAAAGGCAUGGUCAUACAGGACAAGAUCCGCUUCUAUGAAGGUCAGAAGCUGUUGGACUCUCUGGCUGACACCUGGGAUUUCUUCUUCUGUGAUGUUCUGUCCAUGCUGCAGGCCAUCUUCUACCCUGUGCAGGGAAAGGAGCCGUCGGUGCGACAGCUGGCUCUUCUCCACUUUAGGGACAUCAUCACCCUGAACCUGAAACUGGACGAGGCGCUGUCUCGACCGCGAGCCAGAGUCCCGCCAUCCAUCAUACAAAUGCUGAUGAUACUGCAGGGUGUCCAUGAAUCUAAAGGUGUAACAGAUGACUAUCUCCGUCUGGAGUCUCUCAUCCAGAAAGUGGUCUCUCCCUACCUCGGGACUCAUGGAUUAUUCUCCAGAGAUGAGCCUUCCAACCAGCACUGCUCAUACUGCCUCUUAGAAAAGCAACUGCAGCAGUCCUGGACCCCCAAACCAAGAAAGUCCCCCGCUGUCAAAAGUCGAGUGGUCCGUUCUAAGAGCUACAACGUUCCCUUGCUAACCCCGGUUGUUGAGAACGACGCCGACCCGUCUGUAGGAGGAGGCACCAGCGUCAGGCGCCACUCCGUCUGUGAGAUGCCGUCUUGUGUGGAGGAGAGCAGUCCCAAGGUCAGAUCUGCUACCAGGACAAAAGACACCAGCGCUACCUCCAGCUCCUCUCCAGCUUCUGCUGCACUAACAGGCAUUGUGUCGUCCUGCCAGGACCCUCAGCCAAAGGAAAUGGACAGAGCGGCAUUGUCUCGCCCUCUUCAUCCGCAGCAUCACUCGCCCUCCAUCCUCCCAGAGCCUUCUCCAUGCGAGGAGGCUCAGAGCGCCGGCUCGCUGGAGUCCGACUCCUCCCCCAAAGCACUGGCACAAGACACGAGCUCUGAUCCCAGCUCGACGUCCAGCAUCGAGAUCAUCACAAUGGACCUGAACAACGAGUCUCUGGAAUCGGAGCAGGAACAUGACGGUAUCUUUGUAGACUUUACACGCCAUCGUCCUGGAAACUCAACACACAGCCGGGACAGCAACAGGCAGAGAGUCGUCUGACACACACACAUCCACACACACACCACUUAUUUAAGACAUAGAUGCUGCUGAGUCAUGAUAGACUUUCCCCUCCUGGUUGCUCUACAUCAUCAGGGAUUCUUUCAAACUGAAUUAUUUUUCUACAUAAUAUUUUAUCACAAAGUAAUCAGGACCAACAUCUUUUUUAAAUCUGAUUUUAACUUCGUGAGUUCUGAAUCUUGGGAAAAACACAGAAGCUGCAGAGACGGAGACCUGCUUAAAUUAUGUUGAUGUGCAAAAACUCAGGCUGAGUCAGACUUUACAUUUCUGAUUAAACAAAAUCAUUUUAAUACUUGUUUAAAAAAACACAAGUUCUUGAAUGUAAAUCUGGUUUAUUGUCAUAAAGCAUUUCCAACUGCA